Paramuricea clavata is the source of this 14193-nucleotide messenger RNA. NCBI's taxonomy places the organism in Eukaryota, Metazoa, Cnidaria, Anthozoa, Malacalcyonacea, Plexauridae. The record is from the annotation of a GenBank genome assembly.
GCACGGUGGGUAUCGAACCCGCGGCCUUCAAUGAUCCUGUCUCAUCACUGCUUUAUUUUUGUAUACAGUAGAUAACAAAGUCAAACCAUUGACUGCUGUGGUAGCAAUUACAGAUAUAUCGCCCUCAAAGACUCCUGCCAAAGCUCAACAUUCUAAAAGCAUCACGAACAAUACGUCUCUUGCAGAAGUUCAAUCUGGAGUUCAAGUCAACAAAAAUAAGGAGUCGACAAGGCUUUCUGAGUCGAAUAAAGCAAUUCUUGAUACAAACUUAUUGAAUACCAAAACUGAAAACGAUUUAGCGCAGAGUGCGGAAAAUUUUGCAAACAAAGCGUGUAAAGAAAAUGGAGUAGUAGAUUCGUCACAUCAACAAAAAACCUUGCAAAAGGGGGCAAAGAAAUGCUUAUUUAACCAAUCUGAGUUGAAGCAUUCUGCAGAAGAAAACGUCAGUCCUCUGCGUAAAGUCAAGAAUUGUGUAUUGCAUCAGAAAGAGACAGAAAAAGAAAUUAUUCUGAAUUCAGAAAGUGAGAUUGACAGUGUUCCUUUGAACAACGUAACUGAGGAUUCCAAACUGCGCACAAGUGAAUGUAAAAAGCCCACUGAAAACAAAAAGGAACUUUCUGAUAAAGUGGAUCAGGAUCAAUUUGUUUGUAACUCUGACAAUGCAGAACAACAUUCGCCUGUAACGGCAGAGGAAUCUCUCGAGAAACAAUCUUGUUUUAGUUGUGAAAGAAAAACCAUACAUUCCACAGAAGACAGGAACACAGAAAGCAUUUACCUUGAAGAUAAAAAGAGUAUUUUAUCAUUAACAGACAAUGCUCCAUUCAAAGAAAUAGUAAGAUCACUUUCUGUUGAUAACUGCUGUUCAAGUCUGGUUGGUGCGAACGAAAAGAAAGUCGUUUCAGUUUCAAUGGAUGUAAGCCUAGAAGGGACAAGAAGAAUUGAUGCAAUGGAAGCAAUAGAUUGUUCGGAAAAUCAAAAGGCCGUUAGUGAUUGUAGUGACAUUAAAACAGAUUACGAAGGAAUCAAUUGCCAGCAACAAUCAGAAACCAAAAACACGAACGAAGAAAUGGAUUCAGAAGUGGGGAAUGUUUCAGAAGAUCCAGUAAAUGAAGAUGUCAGGAACAUGUCUGAAGACAGCAAUAAGAUGUCUGAAGACAGCAAUAAAGGUACUGUAUGUUUUCAGCCAUAGGGUGUAUAAUAAAAUACUACAGUUCUAAAAUGUCCAUUAAACUGAAAAUUCCGCACUAUUGCUGGCAGCUACAGUGGCAGGGUUCGCAAUAGAAUUCUGAGUAGGAGGCUUUUUGAGAGAAAAGGGGGGUUAUGUGGUAUAUUAGAGAGGUUAAGUUACCCCGGUUCCGUUUUACGGGUACGACUAUCGCCAUUUUGUUUACCAAUUUUUGCUGAUGUCAGCAUUUUUACCCGUAAUUUCUACUCGUUUCCCCGUGGUAAACCACGGUCUACACGUAAAAACAAACGGGUACGGGUGUUUUCUGUUUACUAUUUGUGGGCCGUUUAAAUAGUAAGUAUUUUCAACAUCUUACCCAAAUAAAUAAUGCACUUACGCUUGUCAACGUUUUCAACAAUCUAUGGCGAACCUCAACAGCGAAAUUUGCCAUUCUCUGAUAGGUUUACUCACGCCGGAAUAUCUUGAAUUUCUUACGUUACAAGUCGUUCCCCGGUUUAGGGGUACGUGUAUAUCACCCGUACCCGUAAAGCGGAGCCGGGGUAUCUUAACCUCUCUAUUGAAUAUACAGUACCACUCUCCUGGAAGGAGAUAUGAGAUAUGAAGAUUUUGAAAUUUGGACCUCCCAUGUGGAAAGUUGUUUUGGAGAUUUUGUCUUGAUUCAAAUAUUUAACGAAGAAUAUAUCGUUUAAGAAUUGUUAUACACUGCAUGUAAGCAAGAAACAUUUCCCUUGAUAUUUCUGUGGUAAACAAGCAAGUACUUGGGGUUAGAAUUUCGAGAGAUAAUUACUGGUAAUUGUCUACGUAACGUUAUAUAGACGGCGUAAAUCGCCGGGUGCCGGCUUCUAUUGGAAACCCUGAGAUGAUAUACAAUACAUGUAGAUAGUUUGGCGUCUUCUGGUAUCUCUAUCGCCAUUUUCUUCCGAAAAGUAAAAUUUCGAGUGUAUGACAUAAACUUAACCAAUUGUUUGGCAAGACACAUCAGUGAUUAACUGCUUUUUCUUUUGUUAUGCAUGUACUGCUUUAAUUACGUAUGAAUUGUGGUAAAAUUUGAUUUCGACAGGCAAUUUUUUAUCGUCUCAUGCAAUUUGGUUAUUUUUGCUCGGAAUGAAACGAGAAAGGUGUCAUCCGAAAGCCUAAAACUCUAAUCUUUAUAUUGAUAAGUAAAAUGAAAUCUGAGCAUACUAUAUUGAGCGCGCUAAGUUGGAUUACCUUUCUUAUACACCCUAGUAUAGAAUGAAAUGUGAUUGGUAUCAAAUCAUAGAACAUGAAGAUGAUUUUGCUGUUAAAACGUCGUUCAUUUCGUUGUUCCCUUGCUUAAAUUCUAUUUUUUUGCGUUGGUGUUAACUUUGCUACAUGACUAACUGACGAGAGCCUAAGGAAGCGAUGGUUUUGACUUCAAUUAAAACAGAAGUCAAUCUCACCGUUAUACAUGUAGAUGGAACGGAAGUGACGGAAGUCGGUCUAGCCGCUAUACCUGUACAUGUUGUCGAUAGCGAGUAUUUGCGACGGCCGUUCUUGUUUGAAAUCACGAACGUGAAACGUCAUUGACUGCCGUUCUUGAUUAUCUUUAACGACUCCAUUGACUUCCUUUGGCGUCCGUGUUGUCAAAGACGUCGCUUGCUUAAGCUCUCUGCUAGAAAGAAAACAUCAACUAACACAACUGCAAAAUAGCAUAAGGUAAUCUACAGUACGCGGGCAAUGUUUAAAUCAAAUAUUUAUAAUAAUAAAUAAAUUAAGUCGAAAAAUAUUUAGUAAAAAUGGGUGAUACUGAAUAUUAACAAAGCUGUCUUGCCUCCACUUGCUCAUCAUCGUUCCAGGCCAUAUCGGCGCGUGCUACCUUCAUAGGCCCUGGAAGUGCAGGAAAACUUGCAGUAAUUUCUAAAGCGCAUACUCUUGAAUUGGGACACUUUGGUACCUGUAAUAAUUUUCAUAGAGAACUAUUACGAAGAAACGAAGUAUUUGUGUAAUUAUUAUUUUGAUAGAAUAUUAAUUAUUUUGAUAGAAUAAUUUUGCGGGAAAUAGCAGCUCAAUUUUCGGGAAAUAGCAGCUCUCUGAGAAGCCAAUCAGAUCUCUCUCUUUAGUCGUCUAACCCAGAGCCUAAUUUUCAACAAGUGACCGAGUGAAAAUGUCUCUGCGAACAAGAAUGACACUUGCUCACACAUAAUACGUACAAUUCAUAAAUACAUCGAUAGAUAUGUACAGUACAUGCUUGCGUCACGUAAUUGACUCCAGUUGCCUGUUGUUCAAAGUUGGAUUAGCACUGACCCUGGGUUAAACUUUAGCAUCCAUUUGUUCAGAACUUCAGAAAAUAAAAUUCUCAUUGAUCCGUACAAGAUUUCUGAAGAAAUAUUUCCAAGUUUGUAAACAAGCUGUUGCGAAGCUUUCUGUGUAUUUUAGGUUAACCUAGGGUUAAGCUAACCAGCUUUUGAGCGCUAAGUACCAAGCAGAGAGCUGCUCAUAGAUAUCUUAUAUACGUUAGAUAGCGCAUCUCUUUUAGUAAAAUUGAAGCCAAGAAUAUUCCUGCGGUUACCCCCAUUUGAAUAGAUGGCGGCCAUGUUGGAGUUUUCCACUCGCUAAUAAACGCUUAAAAAACAACAAUAACUUUCAUCAUUUGAAUAGUUCGAAAAUGUAUUUGGAAUAGGUUUAACUUAAUGUUUAAGUUCCCUGUUUAAGAAAUAGAAAACAUACGAGUCUUCUCAUUUCAUGGGAGUCUGCAAUCACGGCUUCAAUAUUUGAUUUGCAGAAUAAUUAGAUGCACUAUCUAGUGUAUAUAAGAUAUCUAUGGAGCUGCUGCAUGUAAGUUCAAACCCCUAGCAUACCUGCUGCACCUCCUAAGGUACAACUAAAAAUCUUGAAUAAUCACACCCUGAUGUGGUUACUACUGUUUAUUUAGAUGUCCGUACUGACACUGAUGAUCAAUCCGACAGUGAUAAAUGCGAUGGUGAUUCUUCUGAUGAAGAGUUAUUUAAUCCAGUUACCUUCCUCUGUGAUACCCGUAUCAAACCUGAUGUAAGAACACCAGAGAAAGCGAUGACUCCAAUAACAGGCAGUCCUCUUACUCCUAUCAGUCCUUAUGUUACUCAAGCCAAGGCAGCUGUACGUCUCAAGUAUUCUCUUGAUAAGCUGCUGUCAGAGAAACCAAAACAAGUUGAGAAAGAGAAACAAUUGGCUAGAUUACAGUUGGCUAUGCAACAAGCCAUUCAAACUGGUAUGUUGGUGCUUGCCUGUAUUUAUAAUUCUAUGAAACUACAGUACUGUAGUGUGUAGUUUUACUACAGUACCAUGUCAUCCAUUUGGGCCGGGGUCCAGAAAUUCCGCAAACUUUAUGCAAGCAUGGGCAGUCUGGGGUCUGCUUGUAUUUUUAUCACUGAAAUUAUUCUGAAAAGUACAUUUUCGAGUGCCAAGGGGCCACAAAACAAGCUGUUUUCCCAGGUUUCAGUGAAUAGGUGUUCUUUAUAUAGUGUCAAAGCCUCAAUAAUUCACCUUGGGCCAGUUGUUCAAAUGUGAGUUAGAGAUAACCUUCCCGUCUUAAAAUUUAAUCCGCUAUUUUACCGUUUAUGUAUUUGUGCAAGUCUGAUUAUUUCAAAAUUUCAGAGAAGUAAACUCCUAUAAUAAAUAGACCCCUAGCAUAGCUGUGGCACCUUCUAAAUAGGAGUUUAGAAGUAAACUCUAUCUAUCCAGCCAAGAUUUCUGAAAAACAUUUCCAAAUUUAUAAACAAGCUGCCCCUGGUUUGCUUUGAAUUUUAGAUUAACCCAGGGUUAAGGUAAUCGGCUUUCGAACAACCUGCCCCUGGUAUUCCAAACUGGUUAACAUAUAGGCUUGUCAAAGCGAUGUUUGUCUAGUGUCUUAAGCCCUUUACCGUACAAAACGUUUCCAAGAAUUCUAUAACUGAAUUUGUGCACGUUUUUGUAGAUUUUCUAUCUUUAUCCCUUAAUACUAAAUGAAUAUCUUCUCCUCAACGACUUGCAAACCGACCGGUAGACAUGGUGAAAUUCUUGAAAGAACUUUGUAAAAACUUUAUGCAAGCAUGGAUAGUCUUGCCAUACGUGAAGCCUCAACCAGAAUUUUUGUAAAUUCGGGUUGAGACUGCACGAAGGCUAGGGUGGUCUGGGGUCUCCUAGUAUUUUUACCACUAAAAUUAUUCUGAAAAGUGAAUUUUCGAGUACAAAAAACCAUUUGAUCUUGAGCAUAAAAUGCAAGGUUCAAAUUAAAACAAUAUUUAAACUUUUUGUAAAGAGUAAUGUAUUAUAUAAUAACUACAGUGAAACACGCAAUUUGAUUGGUCAACAGCUGUGCAGGAUCAGACAAUCCUGCACGGGAAAUUCUGAACAGAAAUUCUUGCACAUAAUUUUACAAAUAUACUCGCAUUGUAAAGUUUCAUUGUACGAUACCUUUGGACUUUGAAGUAAGUUUCCAAUUAUUGAGACGUUGGUUUAGUUGUAUGAAUAAAUUUCUGAUCGAUACAUUGCUAUUCAGCAAGUAGCAACGCGUAGCGUUGAAAUUCAUCUGACCAUGGCAUGCAAGUACAACAUCUCUCGCUUCAAAGUUGAUCAAACGCUUCGCAAUCUUCACAUAUUCAGGUCGAUAAUCUUCAAAACUACUUUGGCUCUCUGUUUAGCGGGUUUUCCAUUUCAAAUUUCGUAUAUUUUAUCGAAAAAGUCCCUGUAUUUUCGCUGUAUCUUUUCGCGAAUUUGCGAUCAUAUUCUGUUCACAUAUGUUGUUGUUUUCAAUAGCGUAGAGUAGCGAUUCUCUGAUUGGUUAAUUCACGAAUGUUGUGAGAACUGCACAUUUCAUCAGUAAUUUUAAUCAAGUUAAGCGUCGUUUCACUGUAGUAAUUUUAUAAAACAAUUACCAAAUGGUUUUCCCGUGCAGGAUAGCAUGAUCCAUGCACUUGGGAUGUUGCUCGACUUUUGGAAAGCGUAAAAAUACACUCGCCUACGGCUCGCAACAUCCCGCGUGCAUGGAUCACGCAAUCCUGCACGGAAAACCAUUCGGUAUUCCUUUAUGAAUGAAACCAAUCAUGCACAUAAUGAGUCAUGCGUGUGAUUAAUUAUGCGUGAAAGGCUACUAUGAAAAAAGUCCGGUUUUAGAGGUCGCGCAUUGGACUUAAUGACUGUAAAUCAAAUUGUAUGAUACUUUGAUACAGUAGUUCAUAAAACACCUUCUAAGUUUGCACCCUAUGAAUUCAAAUUGCGUUUUAAGCCUUCCAUUUUUGUGUGCAAGCAUUUUGAAGUUGUUUUUUUAAACCCUCCUACGCUCGAAAAUUUACGUGGUAGAGAUACUAGCGACCCCAAACUACCCAUGCUGGCAUAAAGUUUUUACAAAUAUUUCGGAAUUUGCGGUUAAUAACCAUAUAUAUCUUAUAUACACUAGAUAGUGCAUCUAAUUAUUCUGCAAUUCAAAAAUUGAAGCCGUGAUUGCAGACUCAGGAUAUUCCCAUGAAAUGAGAAGAUUGUAUGUUUUCUAUUUCUUAAACAGGGUACUUAAAGAUUAAGUUAAACAUAUUCCAAAUACAUUUUUAAACUAUUGAACUGAUGAAAGUUAUUGUUGUUUUUUAAGCGUUUAUUAGCGAUUGGGAACUACCAACAUGGCCGCCAUCUAUUCAAAAUAGGGGUAACCGCUGGAAUAUUCUUGGCUUCAAUUUCACUAAAAGAGAUGCGCUAUCUAGUGUAUAUAAGAUAUCUGUGUUAAUAACAUGAAGAUAAUCUACUUUCUAGAUGCCUAGAUAUUACUACAUGAUAUGUGCAGUGGAGGUCACUUCAUAAAAUGUUGGGGGACGCGUAUUAUAAAUAUAACAUAAAUAGGAAGAUGUAAUGCUCGUCUAUUCCUUCCUCAGGUAGAAACCCUGGUAUGGCAGACGACGCUCCGUCAGAAUAUCAAAGUAAUGUAUAAUAAAAGAGAAUAUAUUUUCUAUGUAAAAUUCUGGUCAAACCAGAGAUUGAUCAAUGUUGAUACAGUUUUUUCCUAGCCGUCAGUAAAACUCUUAACUUGAAUACUAAUAUAAUACACCCUUUUGGAAAGUACGUUAUCUUAGCUAUAGAACCAGUGAACUCUAAGGGAACUGGAACGAUAACUUGGCCGCCAUCUUUGAAGCCACUCAUGAUGGCCGCCAUGUACGUAUGGAGUGGAAAAUACGCCACCGAAAAGGCAUCUGUUUUUGAGCACUAAAUAGCUGUAUUUCAACAAGGAAAAAAGCUAAAAACUUUCAACAAUACCUGAAAUUUAAUACAAAACAUGUUUCCAGAACGUAGAGCGGUUCUAGAGUUAUUUAUUCAGGAGUCAAAGUGCGAAGUUUUUUUCGGCACGUUCAAACUUGUGUAAUAUUUUGAAUAUCAAGUUGUUACCCAGGAAGUUUUUGCUGUUAGUGGAUGUAAAAUACUUAGAACUUUCCAGGAAACCAGGUUUGAAUCUUUAAAGUUGAAGCCUUUUGAUAAAAAAGUACUUUUUCUUGCUGAUUUUCACUCAAAAACAAACUUUUGACUGAAUUUCCCGCUCCUCGAAACUCUCACUAGUCCUUUUGAAAGUUAAUUUGUUGCUCGCGAGAAGCACCAUCUUGGCUUCAGGCAAGUAUUGGGCAUGUUUAUCUACAGUUAGCGUUCCAGUGUUAUUACAGUUCACUGCUUAAAACCCAACGUCUCAAUCACGAGACUGGAUUGCUAAGAUGCAUGAUGCACAUUCCGGAAGGGUGUAUUGACUAAAAUAGUGAGCCGAAGCAAGACGGAUGUCUGAUUGCUGAGAGCAGACUGGAUUAAAAACUGUUUGGAUCAGUUUGUGGUAAUCUUCAACACAUAUAACAAAACAUAAGAUUUUUAAAGUUUUUCAAAAUGCCGCUAAAAUUAGUUACAUGUAUGCCAUUUCUGGCCUAUACUAGACUUGCUCCAAGUCUCUCUUUCAUUGUCAUAUAGUAUCGGUCCACUAUAGUGUACAUUACAUGACGUAGCACGGAGAGGCUGAGCGAGAAGGAGACUUGUCAACUUCGGAAAAUCUCGGUUCAAAACUGAACCGAAAAUGCAAGACUUGCUUUAAUUGUUUUCUGUCAUUGUUUAUAUGUAUUGAUCUAGCACAUGUAAAUAACAUGAGUUCCAUUAUAGUAAAUGAUAAAGAAAGAAAUUGAAGGAAAAGAAUUAAAGCAAGUCUUGCAUUUUCGGUUCAGUUUUGAACCGAGAUUUUCCGAAGUUGACAAGUCUCUCUUUCUCGCUCCGCCUCUCCGUGCUACGUCAUGUAAUGUACACUAUAGUGGAUCGAUACUAUAUGACAAUGAAAGAGAGACUUGGGGCAAGUCUAGCCUAUACCGGUUUUAUUAUUGACCGAUCAAUAAUUGUUUCAUUGUUGACCGGUUGCCCCCACGCCAAAGCAUGCAGUGAACAUGACGUUUUGUGGACCGGCACAUGAUACGGUUUUGACCAAUCGGCAAACAGGAAAAUUGAACUUUGACACUUAUAAUAAUUAGCACUUAUUGACUGGCGCUGAGGGAAACAGUAUAUGUUUAUGUUUUGUGGACUCGAGAGCGCCAAUGUUUCCCCAGGCGAAAUAAGUACUUUAUUAUAUUAUAUUAUACCGAGUGUCAAAAGAAUAUAAACAAUACCGUUAAAUCACUGAAGCAAAUGUAGUGAAACUCUUUACUAACUUUCAUAAACAACCAUGCUUCUCAAUUAGUACAGUAUUGUUAACUUUCAUAAACAUCCCUCUAACACGAAUUUCUGAUCUGUAAUGCGGUUUACAAGUGUGCACAUGUGACCUAAAUACCGCAUCGUGAUUUGUUUGCGCCCUUAUUAAUUAUUCAUGAAUUUUACAAAUUUAACAAUACUAAUUUAAGUUUUAAUAGCAUGCAUGCCAAUGAAGCGUGAGAUUGUCCCCACGGGCAGAGAAUACUAAUAAAGUAAACAAAUAAAUUCAUUUUACAAGUACGUUAAAAUAUUCGCAACUGAUCUGUAUGGGCAUUUAACAAUGGCUCGCGCUGCGCGCUCGCCAUUGUAAAUGCCCAUAAAGAUCAGCUGCUCAUAUUUUAAAUCGUACAUAUUUAACUGACAAACCGUACAAAGUACAAAGUAUGUAAUUUAAAACUGCAAAUAAAAAUAUUAAAAUGUCAAAGAAAUCUUGUGUUCAUCUUCGCUUUGCGAAUCUUUUUCGGUUCAGCUAUAGAGGCUGGCCGAUAUCAAACUGAUAUCGCCUCGCUCCUCAUAUGAAAAUCUACACAUAUUUUUAUUUAGACGACGAAAAAGCUCUCUUGCCAAUCCAUCAAAAGGAACUCGAGAAAUACAAGUCUGCUGACAAAGGAUUUACAGAAGAAACAUAUGGAGCAAAUCUCUUUUCUGGACUGAGGGAACCAGUCAAAGUAGGAAAAGUGACAUGAGUUAACAAAUAGAUAGCAUUUUGGCGUUGCUUGUUCAGUUGGAGAUACACAGUUAGGGUGAAACGCGGAUGCGGACGGAUAGACGCCGGGCGGACAGACGGAUAAAAGCGUAAAAUGCGGACGGUAUCAUCCGUCCAUCCGCAUUUGACCCUAUCAUCUGUUCGUCCGUCCGGCGUCUAUCCGUCCGCAUCCGCGUUUUACCCUAACCCGGGGCGAAGCACUAUAAAGAGACUGCCCAUAUCAAUCAAUCAAAAACUUUAUUUAAGCACGGUAAACUCUACAGUACAGUACAAGAAUAACAUUUUGAAACAAGAAUUAGCCGACAUAUAGCUUACACUUAAAGACAAAUAUACAAUUCACACUUAGACUUUUGCAAAUAUUAAUAUAUACUACAACAUGCUACUUAUUUACAAGAUUGCCGUGCGGGAGUCCGUUUCAUAGGGAAAAUAGGUUGUCAAUUUCUCUUUUCAAUUGACUAAGAGAGCAUAUUGCUCGUACAUUUACAGCUAACUCAUUCCACAACACCGUUUUAACUAAAACUUCGUUUACCAUAGUUCUUUCGCAGUUUUGGCACAAAUAAAGUUUUUUCAUAGUUUCUCAAGUUGUAUCCUGUGCUGCGGGAUUCGAACAAUUCACGGAGAUAAUGCCGAGUUAAUUAGCCUUUCCCACGCCGCCAUUUUUGGGUGGCUUUUCAGCCGAAGUCUGCGAGAUAAGUCCACAUAACAGCGACUUUUUAUAAUUUUUUGGACGAAUGAUGGUAAAUUUGCUUUAUAAAUGGUUAGUUUGUUUUGAAAAAUUGCUUUUCACAUUGUUUUAAUUGUCUGCAUUGGUUAACGAGAAUUAGAUACCACCCAAAAAUGGCGGAUAUUCGUCAUCGUGAGAAAGGCUAAUUCAUGAAUUGUUUUAAAUAUCAAUAUAGCUUUAUGCUUUUUUCGGCGUGUUGAACUUUUAUAUCGAAUAUAUUACCUCACAUAUAGUUAAAUUUUAAAAUAUUAUAGGUCGUACCAAGGGGGACCAACAUAUUAGCAACUUGUACCGAGUUGUACCAACUUCCACGAAGUUCGUGCCAAUGUUUGCCAGGCACAAAACAAUACAAUAGGGCUGGUGCAUGUGACAUAUAGAUUGAGAUUAGCUUUCUCGUGAGCGUGACUUUCUCGUGAACUUAUCACGUCAUCUGUAUCUACAGCUGAGCAAAUAACGGCAAAAGGUUUGUUUCAUAAAACUGCUGAAAAAUUGCUAAAGUACAGUACAUGUAUAUGCUCUAGAGGUGUGCAUCGGAUCGGAUUGGACGUUUAUAAACCGAAAAUUGGCUAAUGUUUAAAAUCCAACCCGAUCCGAUCAGAAAUUGUCUAAUCUGAAUCCGAUCUGAGUUUGAUAAAGAUUUCCGAUCCGAUUCGAAGAAUCCAUUAAUAAAAUAAAUUUCUCAUUCAAGUGGAAAUAUUUAACCAAAUAAAUAUAAAAGCAAGAAAUACAUGUCAAGAAGCUGACAAAGUGACGUGGAUAAUUAAUUCAUUUUAUUUCAAAUAUCGAAGUCCGAUCUCACUACGAAACAACUUUAUCAAUGAUCCAAUCCGAAAUGAAUAUUUCUGUUCCGAAAUCCCAACGAAUCUGAUCGGAUUUGCACACCUCUAGUAUGCUCGUACCGAAAUGUUUUGGGGAUUUUAACCACGAGGGAAUGACAUUUCCAUCCCACUUGAUGUGACCCAUUAUUUAUGCCAAACAAAGCACGCGAUUGUUCCGUUCUCUUUCUGAUAGAGGUGUGAUUGGCUUAAAUAUAUUGCGUCAGUGAAUGUCGUCAAUCAUCUGUCUGUCCUCUGUUAGAUCACGGCUCUCUACCAAUGAAAAUAAACUUGCACAUGGAAUAACGGUUGCACAUGUUUGUUUGUCAUUAAAUGACUCGUCAGUAAUCCUGAGGGUUAACAAGGUCUAUCUGCACCUCAAUAAUUUUGAGAAAAAAGAAUUUGAAAUUUUGGAAGCUCAUAACAAGUAGAUAAUUUAAACCAAAUUAGAUCUUUCACAUACUAUACACAAGAUAAUCGAAGUAACAAUAUUUUAGGCAUCCAAUCUAGCAUAUAGCUAUUGUGGGCAACAACGAAUUUAAUUUUGCAAAUAGACCGUUGUGACUCCAAAAUGUUUUCACAAUCGUAGUUACAAAUAUAUCUCUAAUGUCAUCAUUUUAUACAGACUACAAAUUGUGAGCUUAAACUAUGUUGUGUACUAAUUGGAUUCAUGUUAAACCCUAAAUAGUUCUUAUUCAGGCUCCAUUUGUUUACGAAAAUUAACCGAUGACACCUUGCCAUGAUGCAGCUUCGCUUGUGGAGGGGCAGCUCCCCCCGUUCCUGCACCUGUUUUAUUAUUUAUAUAAUAAUGUUAAACAGGGACCCUAACUCGCCGAGGCAAUUUUCAGUAGGGCCAUGGAAAAGUUAUCUUCAAAUUUAAUUUGAACCAGCCAUCAUAUCUCUUGAUUGUGAUGGCAAGCUUUUCAGUUCAUAUGGAAUUCAUGGAUUUUAACUUUCAUACCUAUUCCGUUCAUAUAGUACGAAAAUGGCUGCACUCAACCAUUUGUAGAAAUUGCUGACUUGGAUGAAUUUACCAAGUUCUUAUACCAUAUACCUGAUGUACAGAUACGCGAACUGCUUUGUUCUGACUGGAUCACUCAUAAAUAUAUGCUUCAUCCUUGUCCACCAGCUGUUGUUGAGUGGCUAUUUCAUAUUCUAUGUUAUCACUUGGAUAACCACACAGUCAAAGCCAGUUAUAAUGCAUUGUGGUCAAUAUUAAAUCUCGGAGAUAAUAAGGUAUGAAUGUCAUAUGUUUGGCGCAACCAGGUGUAUAUUGUAUUAUUAUAUACACAAGGUCUGGAUAUGAGGUGUUCUGCAAUCUGAUUGGUUCUCUGCUAGCAGGAUAUAAUUAGCUCAUAUCUCAUAUCCUGCUAGUAGAGAAAAACAAAAUGGCGGCUCAAACUGAAUUUCCGACAUUUUGCGAACGAGAAAACGGCAAGUUGUUCGCUUUUUAUAGCCUUUACAGGAUUAGAAACACAACGAAAAAACUCCCACAAGUUGUUUGCAGGUUAGCAAAUGAAUGUUUAAAAUUUAAAAUGGUUAAAAAUAUAUAUUUUUGAAAAAAUACUCGACCGAAAGAGCGAAGAUAAAAACAUGAACAAAAUAGAAAAACAUUUAUUUUGUAAACUAAAUUCAAGAAUUCCGAUCUGAAGGUUAAUAUUUUGUUUAAUUUGCAAAUUAAACAAAAUAUUAACCUUCAGAAUCGGAAUUCUUGAAUUUAGUUUACAAAAUAAAUGUUUAUAAUGAACGAAGGUGAAAGUUUUAGAAGAAGAAGGAAAAAUAUUGAAAAUAUUCGAAAAGCAAAGUCUGUGAAUCCAGACCUUGUGUAUAUAAUAAAACAGUUAUUCCACUCACUCUCGUCGAAUAUGAGCGAUAGCCGAUUCGGUGCUACGCGCCUCAUCGGCUAUCAGCUCAUAUUCGACUCGACUUUGUAGAAUAAUUGUUAAAUAGCAGACCACUGAUCUCAAAACUGUAACUGGAUGUGCCAAUGAAGCCCAUGGCGACCGUAUUAAAUGCGUACGAUCAGAAAUUGUGGCAACAAAAUUGACACGUUUACAUUUGCAAUUUUUGGUGCGAUUUCUUGUGCGAUUUUCUUCCUCUGAUGCAUAUGAAUGAGUAAAUAAGGUAUGAAUGUUCUGAGUAUAUGUCUCACUGAUCUACCCUCAUCUGAACAUUCAGAACUUAUCCACUCGUUCACAUCCAUCAGAAGAAGAAAAUCGCAGCAGAAAUUGCAAGUGUAAACAGGCCUUAAGAUGAGUUGAAGGAUUUUUGUAGAUGGACAUUUUGAUGGAAAUUUUAUACAUUUAUUAGACCUAACCAGGAGCAGUUUUGAAUACUUCAACUACCUGGCGAUCCAGGUGCAGCGCUCUAACCAACUGAGCUACAGGACUCUGUUGUCGAGCUCCAAAACCGUACCUUCAUGCAUGUAUACUAAUACGAGUGCUUGAUAACUGGCCUCUGUAGCUCGGUUAGUGCUCUGCACCGGAAUCGCAGGGCGCAAGUUCGAUUCCUGCCAGUAGUCGUAUUUUUCGCAACUGCUCAUGGUUAGGUCUAAUAAAUGUAUACAAGAGUGUAGAUGGCUACAAAUCCCUUCAAUAAUUAGUUCUAUUGAGUGAGAUGCCCAGGAUACUGAUAUUUAGAUGAGCAGCUGCAUCUUAACUCAGCAUGCGUACAGUAUAUACAUGCAUACUUACAUGUACUGGAUAUUAAUGAAGUCAAUUUCAAAAUUAUUUCACAAAUUAGUUUUCGAUCAGAAUAGACCCAAAAACAAUUUUAGGUAACUCAAGAAUAAUUAAAACCACCAUAAUGUUUUAAGAUUUUCUAAAAAUACAAUCGUUUAGCAGCUUUCAUUAAAAUUAUAGUACGUUCAGUCACGUAUAUAUAUUAAGUUCAAAACUGUCUCUAUUUCAGGAGAAGCGCAAAGUGCUUUCAUGGAUACCUUCUGUUCAAAAUGUGAUAAAAGUUUUCAAGAAUUACGGAACUAACCUUACUUCACUAUUGACGAAUGUUUCUGAAAGCAUAGAUAUUGGGGAAAAUAUGGAAUUGGUCGGUAGAAACGACGCUCAUACAGAUACGAAGUAAGUAGAAAAUAGCA